AUGCUGCCCUGGCGCCGGAGCAAAUUCGUGCUGGUGGAAAACGAACGUAAGUGCAAAAGCAAGAGCCUGGGGCCGGGGCUGAGCUACGCCGCGUUGCUGGCCGGCUUCCUGCGCUCCUGCCCGGACCUCCUGCCCGACUGCCCGCUCGAACGGCCGCUGGGCAGCGUCUUCCGCGGCAAACGCCAGAAAGUGGAGCUGAACAAGGAGGACCCGACGUACACGGUGCGGUACCUGGGCAACGCCGUCACCCUGCACGCCAAGGGCGAGGGCUGCACGGAGGAGGCGGUGGGCAAGAUCUGGGCUAAGAGCGACGCGGGAGCCGGCGGGGCCAAGAUGAAGCUGACGUUGGGACCCCAGGGCAUCCGUAUGACCCCCUGCGAGAAGGGAGCCCGCCGGCCGGGCCACGCGUACCUCCUGCACCGCAUCACCUACUGCGCCGCCGACCGCCGGCACCCCAAGGUCUUCGCCUGGGUUUACCGGCACCAGGUGAAGAACAAGGCGGUGGUGCUGCGCUGCCACGCCGUCCUGGUCUCCAAAGCCGACAAGGCGCGCGCCAUGGCCCUGCUCCUCUACCAGACCUCCGCCUCCGCCUUCAACGAGUUCAAGCGCCUCAAGAGGCAGAACGAUUUCCGCCACGUCCAGCAGCAGCUCCUGGGCGACGCCAUCGUCCCCUUGAUGCCCCUCCGCAGGCUGCUCAACGCCAAGUGUCCCUACCGCCCGCCCGCCGAGAGGGCCCGCUGCGCCCCCCGCCUCAGCUCUAUCCUGGAGGAGGAGGAGGGCGUGGUGCGCUCUGUUAAGGAGACCCUGAGCAGCCAGUUUGUGGAGAACUGCAAGGGCGUCGUUCAGAGGCUGACGCUGCAGGAGCAUAAGAUGGUGUGGAACCGAACAACCCACCUCUGGAACGACUAUGAGAAGAUCAUCCACCAGCGAACCAACACCACCCCCUUCGACCUGGUCCCUCAGGAGGAGGGCGCCGGCGUCAUCAGGGUGAUGAAGCCGCUGGACGCCGCUGAGCUCAGCCUGGAGACGGUGUACGAGAAAUUUCAUCCCUCCGUCCAGUCCUUCACCGACGUCAUCGGCCACUACAUCAGCGGAGAGCGCCCGAAGGGCAUUCAGGAGACGGAGCAGAUGCUGAAGGUGGGCACGGCGCUGACGGGGGUGGGAGAGCUGGUCCUGGAUAACGCCACGAUCAAGCUGCAGCCCCCGAAGCAGGGCAUGCCCUACUACCUGAGCGGCGUGGAUUUCGACUCCCUGCUGCAGAAACAAGAAUCGAACGUCCGGUUCUGGAAAAUCCUGACCGUCGUUUUCGGUUUUGCCACCUGCGCCGUCCUCUUCUUCAUCCUACGGAAGCAAUACCGGCAUCACCGAGAGAGGCGGCACCUCAAGCAAAUGCAGGAUGAAUUCCGGCAGGCCCAGGAGCGCCUGAUGCGCGAAAUGAACGUGGAGGGCGGAGAGACGUUCAAAAACGCCUGCGUCGUCUGCUUGAGCAACACCAAAUCCUGCGUCUUCCUGGAGUGCGGGCACGUUUGCUCUUGCAACGAGUGCUACCGGGCUCUCCCCGAGCCCAAAAGGUGCCCCAUCUGCCGGCAGGCCAUCUCCAGGGUGGUUUCCUUGUACAACAGUUAAAUGUCUGCGGCCGGAGGGAGCUUUUGGCAUUAAAGCUGCCUCUCGCGAAGGGGUUUUCUCGCCUCGCUGCUCGAGUGGUUGAUUUUGGGGAAGGGGAGGGAGCUUGAGUGAGCAGGGCGCUUCGAUUGAGCCGGGUCUUAAAAGGCGACGGUCCAGCUGAUGGGGGCUCACAUCGCGCUCCGGAGGUUUUCUGGAUGGGAGACGCGGAAUCCCCGCAAAGGGCGCGGCGCUCGGCUGGGAGAUGCGGUUUCAAGCUCUUCUGUUAAGAGUCGG
Molecule: messenger RNA, 1899 nt
Organism: Aptenodytes forsteri (emperor penguin)
Lineage: Eukaryota; Metazoa; Chordata; Aves; Sphenisciformes; Spheniscidae
Gene: MUL1
Product: mitochondrial E3 ubiquitin protein ligase 1
Biological process (GO): protein ubiquitination; organelle organization
Cellular component (GO): mitochondrion
Molecular function (GO): ubiquitin-protein transferase activity
Source: RefSeq, a predicted model, not a curated record